Messenger RNA from Bactrocera neohumeralis, 880 nucleotides. It is a transcript of the gene purple, whose product is annotated as 6-pyruvoyl tetrahydrobiopterin synthase. The coding region runs from base 266 to 772 and encodes 168 amino acids. NCBI's taxonomy places the organism in Eukaryota, Metazoa, Arthropoda, Insecta, Diptera, Tephritidae. The transcript is spliced from 5 exons. Gene Ontology annotation, biological process: tetrahydrobiopterin biosynthetic process. Gene Ontology annotation, cellular component: mitochondrion. Gene Ontology annotation, molecular function: 6-pyruvoyltetrahydropterin synthase activity. The record is from RefSeq and is a predicted model, not a curated record.
AUCGUCAACAUUACAUUCGUGACAUUCCAGCCGACAGUCAAGUUUUGUUUUCGUACGCUAAUUCUCCAAUUAGCGAAAGUUUAUAUUCUUAUAAGAAAAAUAAAGUUUUUAACUGCGAUACAGAAAUUUUGUUGUUUUUAAUCAUCAUCAGCAUUCACCCAGCGCGGAUUUACAAUAACAAAUUUAAAUAUUUUCUCAACUUCCGCUUUACCCACACCACACCGCAGUGAACUGAAGUGCUUUUGAUAAAUCAACGUAAAGUAAAAUGUCGCAACCUGUUGCAUUCCUUACACGCAAAGAAACAUUCAGCGCUUGCCAUCGUUUACACAGCCCACAUCUAAGUGACGCCGAAAAUGCUGAAGUGUUUGGGAAGUGUAAUCAUAUAAACGGACAUGGGCACAAUUACACAGUUGAGGUAACAGUGCGUGGACCUAUUGACAUACGCACAGGGAUGGUAAUGAAUAUUACUGAAUUGAAGACUGCGUUAGACAGAGUUGUGUUCAAGGAUUUGGAUCAUAAAAAUUUGGACUUGGAUGUAGAUUUCUUCAAAAAAACUCCCAGUACUACGGAGAAUGUCUGUGUUUACAUUUGGGAUAAUGUGCGACAACAUUUGAAACGUCCAGAACUUUUGUACGAAGUAAAGAUCUAUGAAACUGAUAAAAAUUCAGUUAGUUAUCGUGGGCCAUACAAUCAUAAUGGCUAUUACCAAAGCAUGCAAAUGAAACGCUCAGCUAAAACUUCUUGUACUAACAUCUCUUCUGAUUCUGACUAAUGCUGCCUGGAGACCACAAGACUCGAAUUGAAUUGUGAAUAUGAAUUUAAUUAAUGUUAGUUAAGGAGAAAUACAACACUAAAAAAUAAAAUUAAAUAAAAUCUAGUA